Messenger RNA from Peniophora sp. CBMAI 1063, 1017 nucleotides. The record is from the annotation of a GenBank genome assembly. Lineage: Eukaryota; Fungi; Basidiomycota; Agaricomycetes; Russulales; Peniophoraceae.
AUGGCCAAGAUUUACUACGACUCCGACGCAGACCUCGCCCUGCUCAAGGAUAAGACGAUUGUCUUUCUUGGCUUCGGCAAUCAGGGUGCCGCACAGGCUCAGAACUUGCGCGAUUCGGGCAUCUCCAACGACAAGAUCCUGAUCGCCAACCGCGAGGACCACUAUGCGAAGGACGCCGAGUCCAAGGGCUUCAAGGUGACUCAUGACUUUGGUGAGGCAGCAUCCGUUGCAGAUGUCCUCUUCCUUCUCGUGCCCGACCAGGUGCAGCCGCGUAUCUUCAACAAGGAGGUUGCGCCUAGAUUGAAGGACUCCGCAUGUAUCGUCGUAGCUUCGGGCUACAACGUGUUCUAUAAACUGCUCGAGUUCAAGCCCAGCCAGGACGUUGUCAUGGUGGCGCCUCGCAUGAUUGGCUCUUCCGUACGGUCGCUCUACGAAAAAGGCAAAGGCUUCCCUUGCUUCGUCUCCACUGAACAGGAUGGCACAGGCAAGGGCCUCGCUCUUUCACUGGCGCUCGCACGAGCGAUUGGCGCGACGAAGACCGGCGCUAUCGAGUCUUCCGUAAGGGAAGAGACCACAAUGGACCUCUUUGCCGAGCAAGCACUCUGGCCGAACAUCAUCAAGCUCUUCACGGAGGCUUACAGUGUUCUCAAGGAGGCUGGCUGCUCUGAUGAGGCGCUUGUGUACGAGAUGUGGAUGAGCAAGGAGCCCGCAGAGAUCUUCGAGGCGGCGUCGGACGAGGGCUUCAUCACUCAGCUCAAGCACCAUUCGUCUGUGUCGCAGUAUGGCCAACUCAACGGCGCGCUGAAGCUAGACGGUACCGCUAUUCGUGCUCACUUCAAGGAGAUCCUCUACAACCAAGUUCUCAACGGCAAAUUCCAGAAGGAGUUUACAAAGAUUGAAGACGACCUCGAGAAGGAGGGCCCCGAAAACCCGUUGGAACAAUUGUAUGCCAAAGCGGGUGAGACCGAGCUUGGUGUGGGUGAGAAGAAGGUGCGCGCGCGUCUGGGGUUACCAUAG